CAUCACACAAGUUUGGGGGUCGGUUGUCCCUUUGGUCAUUCUUAUUCUUUUCAUAAGCAAAGGGUUUUAGAGUUUCCUUUCAUCGCCUAAACAAGUUGAUUCCUCCAGGCGUGCGCUGGCGUAAAAUUCUUUGAUUAGCCAUUCAAUCGUUGUUAAAUAAUGCAGCAAGAUUGCCAAAUAGAACACCCUCUGUUUGGAGGUGCAAUCACUAGCAGUUUCCCUCUUAGAUUUCAGGAUGUGAGCAAUAUUCGUCAAGUUCCUGAUCACCAGGAAGUAUUUGUAGACCCCGAUCGUGAUGAAAGCUUGAUCUUUGAGCUUUUGGAUUAUAAACAUGAAGUUGGAGAUAAUGGAAGUGCCUCUUGGUUUCUUCAAGACCUUGCUAAUGAACAAAAUGCUGAAGGAUGCACGCUGUUUGAGCAGUCAGAGGUAGUUGAGGCCCCUGGAAUUCUUUCCAGGAACAUUCCGACUGUUAUUUCUACUGCUGUGGGCCAGAUGAAUAUUUCCAAGGGGAAACAAGGAAGGGAAGCACAAAAUAUCGUCAAAGUUUAUUUGGCAAAUAUACGUCUUAAGGGAGUUGACACAGAUGUGCUUGUAACUGCAUAUGAACCAGUACUAAUAAAUCCUUUGAGUGAAAGUGCCAGAAUGGUAGGUGCUGGUAUGGCGGUUCCUGCUGCACAAUCUGGGUACCUGCCAAUGUCUGAGGUCUUUAAACUUGCCGUCUCUACCUUCAAAGUGAUUGACUGGAAUCUUUUCGGCGGUGCUUCUGCCUGA
This is a messenger RNA of Mercurialis annua (annual mercury), 771 nucleotides long. RefSeq lists its product as uncharacterized. Gene Ontology annotation, biological process: protein import into nucleus. Gene Ontology annotation, cellular component: nucleus. The coding region runs from base 160 to 771 and encodes 203 amino acids. NCBI's taxonomy places the organism in Eukaryota, Viridiplantae, Streptophyta, Magnoliopsida, Malpighiales, Euphorbiaceae. The record is from RefSeq and is a predicted model, not a curated record. The transcript has 8 exons. Gene Ontology annotation, molecular function: small GTPase binding; guanyl-nucleotide exchange factor activity.